This is a messenger RNA of Chaetomium globosum CBS 148.51, 1110 nucleotides long. RefSeq lists its product as uncharacterized. The transcript is spliced from 2 exons. The record is from RefSeq and is a predicted model, not a curated record. NCBI's taxonomy places the organism in Eukaryota, Fungi, Ascomycota, Sordariomycetes, Sordariales, Chaetomiaceae. Bases 1 to 1110 code for a protein of 369 amino acids.
AUGGUACCGGGGUUUUCCACAGCCUUGUUGGCUGCAUUUUCUGCCGUUGCUUUUUGUCCGGCGACCGUCCAAGCUGCGAGCCUGGAGAGUGUGCUUGCCGGUCAGGCAAAUCUCACAACAUUUCGCGGUUUGGUCAAGAGCACCGUCGUUUCAACCCUGAAAUACCACAUCCUCAAGAAAACGAUCGACAUGCCCUCCAUCGUCAAAGGCGACUCUAUCUGGGCCUCGACGUCAUUGACCGAUGCGAAGUUCUCCAACGUGACGGGCGGCCAGCGCCUCAUUCUCACCAAGCAACCAGGCGGCGAGGUCGUCUUCACCUCUGGGUUCGCUACCCGCGGCACCGUUCUCACGGAAGACCUCGCGUUUGACAACGGCCUCGUCCAAGUCAUCGACUCAGUCAUGCGCGUCCCCGAGACCCUCGAGUCCACCGCCCGCAGCGCCUACACCGAUCUAACCGCUUUCGUCGGCGCGCUGUACGCCACCGGCUUGAUGAGCGAAGUGGCCCAACAGAAAGACGUAACCAUCUUCGCCCCGCACAACGCCGCCUUCCAGCAGCUGGCGGGGGCCUUCGCCGACACCGACAAGGAGAAGCUGAAGCGCAUCCUGCGCUACCACAUCGUACCCGGCCAGCUGUCGCACGUGUGGGAGCUCAAGAACGCGAGCUCGCUCGCGUCAACCGACAAGGGCAACAAGGUGUCCAUCACGCGCCACACCAACUUCAUCUACGUCAACUCGGCCGAGAUCAUCCAGGCCGACAUCCUCAUCGCCAACGGCCUCGUCCACAUGAUCGACAACGUCCUCAACCCGGACCAGACCGGCGCUCGCCCCGACGUCACCCUCACCACCGCCCAGUCGCCCGUCUUCACCCCCGUCGGCGCCACCGCCACGGGCACCGAUGUGCCAACACCGUUUGCCUCGAAUUUGCCGUGCACCGAGAGCUGCCCGGUGGCGCGACCGACGGGGGCGCCAAAUGGGGCAGGGGCGGGGGAGGGAAAUGGGGAGGGGCCGAACUCGAGCAACGCUGGUGUUGCGCUUCCGAGGUGUACCGGGAUGGCUGGGGCUGCUGUGGGGGUUGGGUUGGCGGUGGGCGCCAUCGUUGUUGGGUUAUGA